Messenger RNA from Sander lucioperca (pikeperch), 1349 nucleotides. RefSeq lists its product as uncharacterized. The transcript has 3 exons. Lineage: Eukaryota; Metazoa; Chordata; Actinopteri; Perciformes; Percidae. The record is from RefSeq and is a predicted model, not a curated record. The coding region runs from base 45 to 689 and encodes 214 amino acids.
GAGGUACCAAGCAGCUCACAGCAGAUUAAUACUUUGCAGCAAAGAUGAAGAACAUUUUCACAGAUUUCGUGCUCAAACAAGUCGUCUUAUUUGUCACAAUCAUUGUGAUUUUAAUUCUCAAUGUCGGUGUAAUGUUGUUCCGUUACGAGUGCAAUUGUGAAACAAGAAGUCGUGACUGCAGUGUGCACAUGGCUAUUCCAUUUUUUAUUAUCUUCGUUUUACAACUUUGGACGGACAAGACUUUGAGAUACACAUUUGCCAGGAUAGAAAGUUGUUGUCAUGUUGUGUAUCACAUGAUCAAAGCAGCUUUAGUUGGUCUGCUGUGGGUUGCCUUUGUGUUAAUCGAAGGACAAUGGUACGCUUGCUGUGUGAGUAAUACACUCUGCAAUUACUACCGUACAGACGAACGGAGAAAUUCAAGGGUCAUCGGCCUGUCUCUACUCCUUGUCAUCAUUGUUGUGGCUGCGUUAAUGUCAUCAGGAUGGAAGAAAUGCUGUGAGGAUUCAGGUUCCAACACAAACAAUUUGUAUCAGAAAGUGAGGUUGGACGAGGAGGAAAACAUGCUGAAAUGGAUCGCAAAAGAAAAGUUGAAGGCACAACUGGAACAACGGUGGGAAGAGGAAGCAGCAGCCGGACAACAGAUCGCUCUGCGUCCAACAGGAAACCAGAUGGUUGACUCUUUGCCAUGAAUCCAGAUUCAUCAGACGAUCACGGUCACCAUGGUGAUGAUGAUGAUGGUCACAUUUUUCAUGCAACUCAACAAAGUGUUAGGAAAUGUUAUAUUGAGCUUUAAUCUGAUUAAUUGUAAUGCUUAUCCUUUUUGUUAUUGCUCUUAUUUGUAAUGUUUAACCCUCAUGUUGACCUCGGGUCAAAUUUGAACCCAUUUUACAAACAAAAUAAUUUUGCUUUUAGCAAUAGUUUUGCAUCAGUAACUUUUGACCUGAGGAUAUCCUGGCUAAUAUUUGACAUUUACCAUUCUUUAUAAUCCAAAACAACUCUCCUUUAUGUAGACAUCAGGUCUAUGUACAUGACGUCUAUUGACCAUGAAUGAAGUUGGCUAAAGGUGUAACAGAUUUUAGUUAUGAAUUAAACUUUUCUGAGAUUUAUAAACAAGCAAACCGGAGCAGGGAGGAAAACAUGAGGGUAAAAGAAAUGUUUCUGUUGUUUGAUUUAUAUUUUCUGUUAGAAUAUCUUUCAGCUCAGUAGAUGUGAUGAUUACAUUUACACUUUCAUCUUAUUAGUUUGCUUCAGCUUUAAUUUUUACAGAUUAAACUGAUCUUGAAGUUAGCGUGCUGACAUUCAGAGUUUGAUCUGAAUUUCAUUCUUUUAAUAAACUGAUAAGAUUCCCA